AUGAACAGUAACGUGCAUCGAAAAUAUGUUCUAGAACUUGUAGCUAAAUAUCGGGAAACUGGGUCAGUCGACAAUAAAAAACGCAACAUUGAAAAUCCGAUAAGGAACGAAGCAAUAGAAGUGGGGGUUUUAGGGCAAGUUUAUGUAGAUCCUACGUUAAGUACCCGCAAAUUGGAGACUGUGUGUGGUGUUACUCGACGUACUGUCCAACGGAUUCUAAAGGCCCAUAGCUUUCAUCCGUAUAAAAUUCACCUGGUACAAGAACUUAAUGAAGACGAUUUUGAUCGGCGAUUACAAUUUUGUGAAGAUAUGAUCAUUAGAAAAAUGGAACUCAACCGAGAACAUUUACGCGCCAUAAUUUAUUACAACUUUCAGAGACAAUUAUCGCAACAAGAAUGCCUUGCUGAGUUACUUCUUAGUGACGAUCCCAGGGUGGGUGCACCAAAAACGGCAGUCACCCAGGAAAACGUCGAUGCUGUGCGCAAACUCAUCAUUGAAGAUAGACGUGUGUCAUAUCGCGAGAUUGAGGCGUCCUUGAAGAACUCAAAGACCUCAAUUCAAACAAUUUUACAUGAAGAAUUAGGAGUAAGAAAAUUAGUUUCUAGUUGGAUACCCCACCUGUCGACUGAAGAGCAGAAAGCAGCCAGGGUUAAUUGGUGUCAAAAAAAGCUUGUUGGAAACUCAAAAAAUGUGUACAGCAUUGUUAGUGGUGAUGAAUCGUGGAUUUACUGUUAUGAACCAGAAAAUAAACGACAGUCGGCUGUUUGGGUGGUCGCGACAUUUCUGUCAAAAGCGUGUCAUAUUGCAACAAUUCCUCUUAAUGAGCAAAGAACUGUUACUGCGGAUUGGUAUACCACCAUUUGUUUGCCGAAAGUCAUCACCGAGCUUCGAAAAAUCAACCCCGAAAGAAGAAUCAUCCUCCACCAAUACAAUGCAAGCUCGCACACAGCCCAAAAAACAAGGCAGUAUUUAACGGAAGAAAACGUGGAAUUAUUGGACCAUCCUCCAUAUAGUCCCGAUCUAAGUCCUAACGAUUUCUUUACUUUCCCGAAAAUUAAAAACAGACUGCGUGGUCAAAGGUUCCAGUCACCAGAAGAAGCAGUUGACGCAUUCAAAAAUGCCGUUUUGGAUCUGCCAGCAAACGAGUGGAAUAAGUGCUUCGAAGCGCAUGCAGAUAACAAAGCUUCUGGAACAUCCAGAACAGGCCGAUACGACCGCUCCUUUUGGUGCAGACAACGGUCACUCUGGGAUCAGGAAUGGAACAGUAUUGUCUUUAGUGACGAGUCUCGAUUUUGUUUAGGCAUGCACGAUGGUCGUGCCAGGGUUAGAAGGCGACGUGGCGAAAGUAGGAAUCCACAGUUUUUUGUUGAAAGACAUGUUCAUCACACUGUUGGAGUUAUGGUUUGGGGUGCUAUAGCUUAUGAUUCCAGGUCACCUUUAAUCUUCAUCAGAGGUAACAUGAACGCGCAGCAUAAUGCCCGACCACAUGUUGCAAGAGUCACAAUAGACUUCUUUCAACAUAAUGAUAUCUCCCCAAUUGAGCACGUGUUGGAUAUGAUGGGUAGGAGAUUGCUCAAUUUGCAACGCCAUCCUCAGACUCUAGAAGCACUUCGAGAGGAGUUGGUGGUUGCCUGGAAUGAGCUACCACAGGAGGACAUUGACCACCUGAUCAGAAGCAUGCCUAGGCGCGUUGGAGAAUGCGUAGCACAUCAGGGUGCAUCCACACAUUAUUAA
Molecule: messenger RNA, 1734 nt
Organism: Acanthoscelides obtectus
Lineage: Eukaryota; Metazoa; Arthropoda; Insecta; Coleoptera; Chrysomelidae
Source: the annotation of a GenBank genome assembly